GAAGACGUUCUAUGUCCCUGAGUCCCUGGACUCCUGUGUCCUGGAUCUGUGUCCUGGACGAAGCGUUUGUUUACAUAACGGUCAGUUACUUACUCAGUUAUGAAUUUAUGAACUGGAGACUGGACAGUAGCGCGUAAAUAGAAAUCGCCUUCUACAUGAAGUGCAACGGCUUCAAUUGUAAAAAAAACAGUCUGUUUAUAGACUGAAAUAAAUAAAAAAACAUGAAAGAAAAAUGCAGAUCAACUCCCAAAGAAGAUCUCUCCAACCAUGAAGAAGAAUCUGGUGACGAGGGGGAUGAAACCUCCAGCAUCGGUAGCACUUCAACUACCGACAACACAUCAAGAAGUGCAACCCCAACAAAUCGAAAUCGGAAAGGUCGUAAACGCAAAAAUCGUUUCAGCAAUACCACCCCUAAAAUUUUGAAACCAAUAUAUAGAUUUUCAUGCAGUAUUAAGGAGGACCACGGUCAACCACUAUUUGGUGCACAAUUCAACCACCACCUGAAAGAAGGACAACCAUUUAUUUUUGCAGCUGUUGGUAGUAACAGAGUAAGCAUAUACGAGUGUCCUGAAGGAAAUGGAAUCAAAUUGACACAGUGCUAUGCAGAUCCAGAUCUCGACGAAAACUUUUACACUUGUGCUUGGUCCUUUGAGGAGGAACAAGGAAAACCUCUGUUGGCAGUGGCUGGUUCCAGAGGGGUCAUCCGUAUUCUAAACCAAGCUACGAUGAGUUGUGUCAGGCAUUACAUAGGCCACGGUCACGCUAUAAAUGAAUUGAAAUUUCAUCCGAGGGAUCCUAACUUGCUUUUAUCAGUCUCCAAAGACCAUUCACUCAGGUUGUGGAAUAUAAAAAGCGAUGUGUGUAUUGCCAUUUUCGGAGGAGUUGAGGGUCACAGAGAUGAAGUACUUAGCGCUGAUUUUGAUUUGAUGGGCGAUAGAAUAAUGUCGUGUGGUAUGGACCAUUCAUUGAAAUUAUGGAAACUUAAUAAAGACAGCAUGAAAGAGGCUAUCAAACAGUCUUUCCACUGGAAUCCUAAUCGUAAUACAAGGCCGUUUGAUUGCCUGAAAGAGAAUUUUCCAGAUUUUUCCACAAGAGAUAUACAUAGGAAUUAUGUAGACUGUGUGAGAUGGCUAGGAGAUUUUCUGCUCAGCAAGUCUUGUGAAAACUGUAUAGUGUGUUGGAAACCUGGCAGAUUGGAAGAUGAAAAUCUGAAGAAAGGAGAGACGAGUUCUACAAUCAUUCAUAGAUUUGAAUACAAAGAGUGCGAAAUAUGGUUCAUCAGAUUUGCAAUGGAUUUUUGGCAAAAGAUUUUAGCACUAGGAAACCAAUGUGGGAAAGUAUUUGUUUGGGACUUGGACGUACCAGAUCCGGCACAAGCCAAGUGUUACACUUUGCAGCAUCCCCGCUGCACCACUGCUAUUCGGCAAACUUCCCUGAGCAGAAACGCCAAUAUUCUUAUAUGUGUGUGCGACGAUGGUACCAUCUGGCGCUGGGACAGAAUUUCAUAAGGACAAUUUGUUAUUGUAUUUUUUUAAUAUAAACUACUAAGCAACA
Molecule: messenger RNA, 1554 nt
Organism: Leptinotarsa decemlineata (Colorado potato beetle)
Lineage: Eukaryota; Metazoa; Arthropoda; Insecta; Coleoptera; Chrysomelidae
Gene: escl
Product: embryonic ectoderm development protein escl
Molecular function (GO): protein binding
Source: RefSeq, a predicted model, not a curated record